AAUACGCGACGCACUUAAUCGGUGCAAACGCUGACCAUUUAAAUCAUUUCGAUUACUACAUUAUGUGCUAUUUAUGCAUUUUGCAGUGAGUGAACUGUUUUAUAUCUCCGCUGGAUAUAAGAUCAUACAGUACUUACUGGAGCUGGAAGCAGUUUCUCUUUUAGCAAAGAAUACAACUUACUACGAAAAUGUCGCGUCAAACUCUGACACCGCUGAUACGGAGUAAUAUUAGCCCGAAAACCGGAUUGACCCGCAACAAACCCUGUUGCUUGCUGAUGGGCCAAACAGGAGCCGGUAAAACAACACUGGGCAACAUGUUAUGCGGCACCCAGCAUGUAUCGGGUGCGGCCACAGCCAGUUUGACGCGGGUACUGUUUCGGAAUGAUGUUUGCGUUGGGAAGAAUGCUUUUUCCGUUAUCGACACCCCGGGGACUGACAGCCAGAAGGAUACCUUCGAACAUGCGUGGCAGCUACGCGCCGGGCUAACAGCAACGGAGCUGAAUACCGUUUUCAUUGUACUGAAGUACGACAACCGAUAUAAUAACAUGAUUGAUCAUUAUCUUCAAGUGGAGCAACCUGUUGGCACGUACACCGAGAGAAUCGUUGUUCUCGUUUCCCAUAUGGAUAAUGCAGACGAUCAGAAUAAGGAGUUUCCCCUGAUCUGUGGACUGUUAAUGGAGACCAGUCCAAAAAUUGCCAACAUCAUCUUCUUUUCGAAGAAGAGCGAUCCUGAUACUAUAGCGAACUUGAUGUAUGCGUGUAUGACACAGAUGGCACCGACGCGGCUGGAAAUAUCGGAGGACGAUUUUUAUAAGAACUUUAAUUUGUAUCAAGUUAGAAUCGGUAUGAGACGAUCAUUCGAUCAGUACAAGAAGCAGGUGGAGAGUAUCUUGUUGGCCUAUGCGCUGGUCGUAGGCGAUGCAAAAAACGAACCACAAGAAGACCGGGACGAGCUGUUUCACGCGCUGAUUGUCCAAUUUAAGUAUGACCUCGAUGAUCUGUACGAGGAGUUUGUGAAUAAACAUCGCAAAGAUAUGAUCGAAAUGGACCAGUAUGCCUUGUCCGUAGAAUUUCAGAAGGAGAUUAUCAAGAACUGCGAUGAGUUCGUCAGCACGGUGACCCCGCUAAUGUCGUACAAUCUGUUCGAUAAUUCGGAUCCACGGAAUCAAAUUAAAGCGUGCCCGCAUUGCGGACAGAUCUGGUGGAAAACGGAAGGUUGCGAUGGUGCUACCGCGUGCGGUAACCGCGUCAGUGAAUUCUUUGAUCUCCGAAAGAGAGCCGUGUUCAAAUAUGUUCUGACGUGGGUUGACGGCAAGCUGACGUAUACCAAAAACCCGGUAACACAGCGGACAAACCCGGUUAACACCGCGAAGCCUUCGGGAAAAGGAGUCGGAUGUGGUCGGGCUAUUGUGUGGUCGGAGCUACCUAAAAUCAGUGACAAGAUCGUAUUCCAGAUCUUCGAGGUGAAAUCGUGGGACGAAGUGAAGAGCAUUAUAAGAAGUGAAGGAUACCAGAGGGCAGAGGCCUGUUAUAGGCGAAAUAUCGACACAUCGUUCCACACUUAAACUUGCUUAAAAUUGGUCGGGAGCCAUUCGACACGCUGAACACCACAGAAGUGGCCACAGACGUUCUAGUACAGAGUGUGAGAGCGAACGCUGUUUUUUACUAUGCAUUAUGUUGCUGGAUGAUUGAUAACGUGAAUUAUUUUUAGCAGUUACUGUGUUCAUCUCUUAUCCCGUUAAUAUGUAAUUGGUCCCUAAAACCACACACCUGUCUUAAAAGAAAGUCGGUAAUCUGCACCGUCCUUAUAUUUUUUAGUAUGAUGCUUUUCUACAAUUUGGAGAUUUAUUGAUUUUUGCUUCCUUUGGCUUUCGUGAUUAGAUAAUACUGUCAUCGGUAGAA
Molecule: messenger RNA, 1902 nt
Organism: Paramacrobiotus metropolitanus
Lineage: Eukaryota; Metazoa; Tardigrada; Eutardigrada; Parachela; Macrobiotidae
Exons: 2
Coding region: 189-1565 (458 amino acids)
Molecular function (GO): GTP binding
Source: RefSeq, a predicted model, not a curated record